Drosophila erecta is the source of this 1196-nucleotide messenger RNA. RefSeq names its product diphthine methyltransferase. Gene Ontology annotation, molecular function: protein binding. The record is from RefSeq and is a predicted model, not a curated record. The coding region runs from base 39 to 1109 and encodes 356 amino acids. The transcript has a single exon. Lineage: Eukaryota; Metazoa; Arthropoda; Insecta; Diptera; Drosophilidae.
UAUCGGUUAUCGAUAGCCGAUAACAGCUUUUAAUAAACAUGUUUACUACGCUCCACAGCGAGGAUACGGUAUACUCGGCAGAUUCCGUGGAGUGGCUGACGCAGGAUGAUGCGACAACGGGCUUCUUCGCCUGCGGCACCUAUCAGUUGGUCCAGGAGGAGGGGGAACCAGCGGCGGAGAUUUCAUCCAAGCGUCCACGCAAGGGUCGCGUUUAUUUGUACCAUUUUGAAGAGGCAAACUGCAGGCUGGACCGGCUGCAGUGCAUAGAAACGUCUGCAAUUUUGGACAUGAAGUGGCUGCCGGCCUGGUGCAAUGAAAGUAAUCCCCACCUUGCCACGGCCAACUCAUUGGGACAGCUGGAAAUCUACGAGUUGCUCAGAGAUGAGAAGAAACUGCAGAGGCGCACGUGUUUUUGCCUGGCGGAGGAGGAAUCGCAGGAGGAACCCCCUUUGGCGCUCGCCCUAGACUGGCAACAUGACGGGCAGCACAUCCAAUUGGCUAUUUCCGAUUCCAAAGGCGGACUGAAUCUAUUGAAUUACUCGCCACAGGGUGAGAUAAUACGCGAGCGGUCUUGGCUGUCCCACGGUUUUGAGGCGUGGACCUGCGCCUUCGAUCGCUGGUCACCGCACCUUCUGUACAGCGGUGGCGACGAUAUGCUGCUCAUGGCCCACGAUUUACGCACCGAGCAGCGUGCCUGGACCAACCGGGCGCACAUGGCUGGAGUCACCUGUCUGCUAAGUCACCCGCGGCACGAAAACCAUCUGCUCACGGGAAGCUAUGAUGAGCAGCUGCGUCUCUUCGACACCCGAUCGAUGAAGCGAACUCUGGCGGAACUGGACUUGAGCGGAGGCAUCUGGCGGCUGAAGCCGCAUCCAGCUCAGCCCGAUCUCAUCCUUGCCGCCUGCAUGUACACCAACUUUAGUGUAGUGGAGCUGGAUGUCGCGGCACCUAGCUUGAGUUUACUGGGCGCUUAUGAGGAGCACAAGAGCAUCUGUUACGGCGCUGAUUGGGCUCCAUUCCGUAACAAGGACGAUGCGUCCCUGACCAUGGCCACUUGCUCAUUCUACGAUCACAAGUUGUGCGUGAGUCGCGUGGAGAUUGGCAAGUGAAUUCGGAUACUCGAAUUAUUUGCACUUUUUAUCAGGCAAAUGUUAUGUUUUUCAACUAGAUGUAAAUAAAUAUUAAUUAUACCAACA